AUGCCCGCCAUCAAGCGCCAGCGCCGGCUGCCCUACCAGCAGCUGCGCUGGCUCGACACCUCCUCCGCGGCCGUCUACGGCGCCUCGUACGCUCUCCAGUGCACCGCCACUUUCUUCUGCUCCUUCAUCAACACCCACCUGGACGUCUUCUUCAUGGCCGUCAUGAUCCACGUGGCGGACCAGUUCAGGAUCCUCGCGGCGCGAUUCGCCGCCCUGCGGUUGGACGCGGACUGUAAGCCAGAGAGCCGCGUGCUGCAGGACGGGUCGUCGAGGCUGGGCGAGGAACUGUACCGGGAGCUGAGUCUCUGCAUCCAGAACCAUCAGGACCUCGUGAGGCUGGUCCAUCUGCUUGACGAUGUGAUGAGCCCCAUAGCUAUGACGCAGUUUGUGGUGGGCGCCGUCAACGCCUGUAUGGUGCUCUUCCCGGCUACAUACGCGGAGACGGUGUCCAGUGCGGCGUACGAGUGCUGCUGGUUGGGGGCGGACCGGAAGCGGCGACGCGCCCUGCUGCUGGUCAUGUGCCGAGCCCAGAGGCCGCUGCAGCUCACAGCAGGCAAGCUCUACCCUAUCAACAGGCCCACAUUCCUCUCGCUUUUGCAGGUGACCUACUCUUACUACACAUUGCUUCAGAACCUGAACAGUCGAUAAGAAGAAAACUUCAUAUUAGAGGAGCACUAUGGAUAUAAAAGAAUGGACUUUCACCAGCUCCUUUCCUUAGAAGGAUUUCUGGAAAAUCUGUAUCACAUCCACACCAGCAACCAACACUGUCAUUCUUGCUACAGCUAGAGAUAAAUUAAUGAGGCGGAUUGCUUUUCUGCACAGACUAGAACAACAUGUUAAUCAUGGAUUGUACAACUUUCUA
Molecule: messenger RNA, 862 nt
Organism: Schistocerca gregaria
Lineage: Eukaryota; Metazoa; Arthropoda; Insecta; Orthoptera; Acrididae
Product: odorant receptor 7a-like
Exons: 4
Coding region: 1-648 (215 amino acids)
Biological process (GO): sensory perception of smell; detection of chemical stimulus involved in sensory perception of smell
Cellular component (GO): plasma membrane
Molecular function (GO): odorant binding; olfactory receptor activity
Source: RefSeq, a predicted model, not a curated record